AGAAGAACCCAGAUGGCACCCAGUGCGUCACAGCCACGGUGCCAAAAUGGCGCGUGGGGCUCGUGCGCGCGUUCUCGGUGCGCCUCUAUGCGGGGCAGUGCGGCGCGCAGGAGGGGCGUGCGCGCGCAGUGGAGGAGAAGGUGGCCGUGGUCUUCGUCCAGCGCUCGUUCGUCUUUCUGCCUGCCUUUGACGGAGGAGCCGGGGGGGGCGGCCGGGGAGAAUGAGAGAGCUGGUCCGGCGUCCAGAACCAUGAACGGCGCCCUCUACAUCUCGUUUUUCCAGGGCCAGCUGGAGUCCGCGCUGGAGCAGGUGGUGCAGCUCGCCGUGCAGGAAAUCACCAAGAGUGUGGGCGCCAGCCUGGGCUCCAUGCUGCUGGACACGGCCUCCAAGGAGCAGGAGAACCAGCGGCUCCGAGCCACGCUCCAGGGAGGCGAUGGGAAGGCGAAGGGUGCCGAGGAGCCCGGAGGAGCCAAGGAGAAGCAGCGCGGCUCCAGCCUGCGCUUCCAGACGACGGACUCCUUCAGGCUGGAGCAGAAGAGAAGAGCCGUGGAUCAGCUGAAGGUGGUGAUGGAGCAGGUUCUGGAGUUUGCUGUAUGUGAACUGACCAAAAUCGUGGAGGACAGUUUUGAUGACCUGCUGCUGGAGCUGACGAAGACGGAGCGGGAGAACGAGGAGCUGAGGGAGCGAGUGCGGGAGACGGAGGAUAAAAGGGUCGUAGACGAGGAGCCACAGGAGAACAGGACGGACUCUCCGGGCAGCUCAGAGGGAGCAGGAGCUAAAGAACAGGGUCAGGAACCGGCAGAGAACAAAAAUGAAUCGGAGUCGGACAGGCCGGCGGUGAUCACGGUGUCUCAGGACUGGGUUCCCAUCCUGGAUAAAGUGUUUGGUCAGAAGUGGUGCAGUGACCUGUGGCAGAUUAAAGAGCUGAGCAGCAGUAAGGAGGAGCAUCCGGCACAGGGCUCAGGGGUCACACCGGACGUGGAAGGCCCGAUCCAGGAGAGUUUAGCGUCAGCCCCUCAGAAGAAUGCCGAGGUCACGCCGGAUCCGCCUCAGUGGCUGCAGGCGCAUGACACAGAGGUGGUGACCUCUGAACCCCAGUGUACUUCGGUCAGCAGCUCAGUAGGUGAUGAGUCUCAGUUAAAGUCCCCCUCAAUGCUUCACCGGCUCCUCACGCUGCCUUCCCAGCUGCUGGAGGAUAACGAGGAAUCCAUGGAGGCACUUUCCAGCCUGGCUGACCCUGAGGAGCCUCUGGUCAUCACGGAAACCCCGGGUCAGAGCAGUCAGGCCCUUCAGCAGGAGAAAGCGGAUGAUGAGGAGGAGGAGGAGGAGGAGGAAGUGGAGCAGCACGAAUCCUCCAGGAACAAAGGUGGAAAAAAAGUUCAUGUGUGCAAAGAUUGUGGCAAGAAGUUCAGCCGAUCGAACCUGCUCAAAAUUCACCGGCAAACGCAUAAGGAGAAGGAAGCGGGCAUCCACUGCCCGGAGUGUGGGAAAAACUUCUCUCAGCUGACCAAACUUCAGGCCCACCUACGGACGCAUUCGGGCAAAAUGACGUGAGUGGACUGGAGGGGAAAUUGGAGGAAAAAAUGAGGGUUAAAAAGGGUCCAAUAGUUUCCCACAAUGGUUUUAUGGUUUCUUGGUUUUAUGGAGAGAUGACUGUGAGGAUCUUUAACAUUGGAGUUUCCAAACUGCUAGUUUGAAGGUACAAGACGUGUAGUAUAGGACAGAUUUCCCAUGCUUUGUACUCUGGUUUUUCAGCCGUCUUCAUUUUUUUAACCUUCUGAAUUGCUUUUCACUCAUUGGAAAAACAUGGACAUCACGUAUGUUGCAAACAGUGAAACUGUAUCAAUAGAGAAAUACGUUUAUAUAUAUAUAUUUCAUCGUCUGAAAUCGAAUGUGAACCGUAGCUCAUCUGGGACGAGGCGGUGGCAGCGAGAAAGCUGGUGUCCUACAAGGAACGAGCGAUGGGGAAAUUCUUUUGUUCUUCUGUUGAUUUUCCAUCUCCAAGCGAGGCGGAGUGAACAAGCGAUUUGUAACAGAUCAUCGUGGCUCUUAGUCUUCAUUCACAUAGGACUCAACACAAAAUACCUCUGCAGAAAUGGACUGUCAACAUUGAAUCCGACAAACGGGAUCAGAAACUUGAUCUCUAAAUGAAGAAUUUGUAAAGUAGUUUGGCACAACGUAAUCAAAACUGACACAUCCACCAUUAUCUGUAGUGUACUGCGAGAUGAACCUUUUCCAGGUUUGAGGAUGGACGUCAUCACGGCUCUGGCCUUCUGAGAGAAAUACUCUGGGGCGUUUAUGCAGAACUAGAUGGCUUUUCAGGCUGGACUGAUUCUGGAACUCCAAAAGGGAACGUGGUUGGGGUUCUUUGUGUCUUCUUGAGGGGAUUCUCUUUGCCUUUCUCUUUCUUUAAGGCAUGCACUCUUUACAGAAGCGUCCUGAUCUAGAGUAGCGUCUUCCUGUUCUGAUAGUGUAGUAUUUUUAAUGUUUUGGGUGGAUAUAAUAGGCGUAUCUUCAACUUGCAGCAAUGAGUUUGCUGCCAACUCUGCAGAGUUAAACGUAGAUGUCACAUCUUUGGUAGAAUCCACUCAAUCACGGAGCCUUUGUCUUUGGAGGCUUUGCUUCCACAUAGAGGCAGCAAAACCCAGCAGUGUGGAACGCAGGUCCUGGAGGGCAAAGCGCCCAACGAAGAGCUAAUCAGAGGAAGAAUUUGACAAAAAAAAUCAAUCAAAUAGACACAGUUUACCCCCUCACUCAUUUUCAGAUGUCGUGAGCUAGAUGAGACACGUUUGGCAUCUGAAGUUUGCUUCUUCAGCUUUGGCGCUGGAGCUACGAGGCUAAUAUAGCCAAUAAGUGAAAAAAUUUGCACUGACCACUCAGGCCAACCUUUUGGCCAGUAUGAAGAAUUUGUGGCCAGAAUUGUGGAAGCAUGUUUAGUGUAUAUACAUUCAGGGUCAUGCUUCAGCACCAAAAACCAGUCAGGUGUUUGAAAAUGGUUCUGUGUGGCAUCAAAAUGGGUUCUCCUAACAAUGGAAGAACCAUUUUUGGUGUUACAUCGACCCAUUAUCAAAAACCUUCAGUGUAGAACCAUAUACAACAUAUUCUCCAUCAAUCUACAGAACCAUUUCACCAUGCGGAGAACCAUUUAAGUAUAAAAUGAUUCUUCUUAGGAGCCAUAGUUCUAAACAGAACCAUUGCCUUUAUUAAAGAACCUUUUUUUAAAGUGUGUACAUGCCUCAUAGCUCCAAUGAUGAAACUAAAGAAGCAAAAAGCUGCAGUGAGGUGACCCUCCAGAUCUUCUGUUCUACCCUUCUGACCUGCUGCCUAGUUUCUCUGUGGAUGCAGGAUGUUCUGUCCUGGUCCACUGUGAACUGUGUUGGCAUUCCCACUGAGAAGUUUUGGUGUUGGUGUUCCUCACGGUCCUCACAUCUAUACCUCAUCAUCCAGACCAUGAUUUGUGUGUCUUCUGCAAUAAUAAGGAGAAGAAGCAGCAGCUGGUCCAAACGUUUACAAAGGCAUGCUUGCAAAAACAGGUUGGGGCUGAUGACGUAAUCGGGUUAUCCAGGAAUGGAUUCCAACGUCUUUUUAUUAGACUGUAAAAUUUUAUUUGAUCUAUUGUGUAACAUUAUGAAACUAGAGAUUGUGGCCUAGUUAAAGAGCUUGGUUCAGCUCAGAUAAUGAAUGAUGAGGCACCAUGAUCAGCCCUUCCAAAGACUGAGCUACGUAAGUGCAGAUCUUCCUAACGAUCUAAUAUCAGAUCAUGUGAUAUUGGUACCAAAUUCAUACUGAAAUCAGUUGAAACAGCUUUAUGGAUUUUUCUGUUUGUUACAAAUGCAUUAUACACUCAUUGAGCACUUUAUUAGGAAUGUUACGACCCACAGAAAACAAGAGUGGGCUCUGUCGCCAGACCAAACGUCGCCCACCGUUUGAACCAGCGAGCAGCUCAGGUUGGUUAUAGUUCCCUAAAUCUCAGUGGGGUAACGGUUUUGGGGACGAGUGUAUGCCGAAAUAACAAGACUCUGGGUCCAUCUUAUCCAAUGUUUCUGUAUCUGUCUGUAUCUUUGUGAUGAUCCAGCUCAGAAAUCCAGGACAAACCCUUCCUGAAUCUGUAGAGCUGCCCUUUCCAUUCCAUCUCAUCAUGAGAUCAUACAAUACUCACAUCCUGAGUUAUGAGCCUAUGAAGAGGGGCUGAGAUACACGUCAUCUGCCUCUCACCGUGUGGAGCUGGUGGAUUCGUGUGUCUGUCUACAUUCUGUGUGAAACUGACUGACGGACACUCAGGAAAUCCCUAAGGAAUUACCGUCACGCCAGAAACCCUUCAGUCUUCAUUCAGUCCACAUCGGAGACUCGUGUGAAACGGCGUCAGAGAGUUUACAGCUGCUGAAGCUGCUGUAGCGGGUUUGGAAGAUGGUGUGGGUGCCUACACACUGGACAGAGCAAAGACGGAGCGGUAGACACAUACACAUGCAGAUCCUGUCCGUCAAGAAGGUGUGGAACAGGGGCAGUUUGUACAGUUCAGAAUCCAGCAGAAAACAAAACAUUUGGACCAGAAACAGACAUGAAGUGCCAUCAAAAGAAAAUGUUGAUGAGCCAAGCAGACAAAAGCCACGAAGACAAAGAAGUUAUAAGGAACAGGAAAGACUACACAGAGUUGCCAGAGAACUUGUAGAGGGGAGAAUUUCCACUCUGUAAUGUCUUCCGGGCACUAGAGGGCAAUCCUGAGCAAGUCCAAAAUGAAUGGGUUGAUAUGGACCAUUUGAGCAAUUCAUUCACUGAACACAAAAUAGCAUUAAACAUCUUAACACCGCUGCUAUAUUUUAGGAGCUUUUAAACUCGAGUUAUAGGAGUUUCAACUUCAACGCCUCAUGUACGUUCAUGAUGUCAGUGCGCGCGAACAGCCAAUGAGCUGCUCCACUCGCCAAUCAAUCAUCACGCUCUAGCAGUGAAGCCCACCUCCUGCUUCCCAAAACCCGUUUACUGUAGAAUAAAGGAAACAUACAGGUGUUUUCUCUGCUGUUUUCGUGAAACUCGUUCUUUUAUGGUCUCAAAUUAAAGGAAAGUUCUGGGCAAGUGAUUAGAGACUAUUUUAACUUCUUGUUUUUAGCCCUCCCGUGUCUGCGUGGGUUUCGUCCGGGUUCUCCGGUUUCCUCCCACAGUCUAAAGACAUGCAGUCAGGCCAACUGGACGUGCUAAACUACCUCGAGGUGUGAGUGACUGCCUGUGUCUGUCUGCAU
Pygocentrus nattereri (red-bellied piranha) is the source of this 5234-nucleotide messenger RNA. RefSeq names its product zinc finger and SCAN domain-containing protein 2. NCBI's taxonomy places the organism in Eukaryota, Metazoa, Chordata, Actinopteri, Characiformes, Serrasalmidae. The coding region runs from base 13 to 1554 and encodes 513 amino acids. Gene Ontology annotation, biological process: regulation of transcription by RNA polymerase II. Gene Ontology annotation, molecular function: DNA-binding transcription factor activity, RNA polymerase II-specific; RNA polymerase II cis-regulatory region sequence-specific DNA binding. Gene Ontology annotation, cellular component: nucleus. The record is from RefSeq and is a predicted model, not a curated record. The transcript is spliced from 4 exons.